Messenger RNA from Sesamum indicum (sesame), 1237 nucleotides. NCBI's taxonomy places the organism in Eukaryota, Viridiplantae, Streptophyta, Magnoliopsida, Lamiales, Pedaliaceae. The record is from RefSeq and is a predicted model, not a curated record.
UCCGUCUCCGCCGUCGAGUGGCUCGUCUUCGACGAUGACAUCAGAGCCCUCGCCGUCGGGACCUCUUGCGGCUAUCUUUUGAUCUUCUCUGUGCACGGUUAUCUCAUUCACAGACAGAUUGUAAAUCCUGGAAAGAUUCUUAAGAUAAGAGUACGCGGGACUAAGCAGGAUCUGACACAAGAUACAUCCCCAGAGGAGGUUUGCAUAGUAAUGCCUGGUGUGAUUGCACGUUUUGAAGGAUCUGGUAUUAAGAAUCUGUUGCGCCGGUGGUUUCAAGAAACAGACUCAAAGUUUUGGGAUCAGGAGUUCUAUGAUGAUGCUAAUUCAGAGGAUUCUGGAAAUUCUGCUACGAGCCUUCCUUACCAACUAUGGAAUGUUAGCAAGUAUGGAUUAUGUGCGGAUGCUGCUAUUACUGGUGUCAUGCCCCCACCUUUGAUGGAAAUUCAAUCAAGUCAACGUUACUAUUGUGCCGUCACUAUUGGAGAGGAUGCCGUGAUAUCAGCAUUUAGACUUUCUGUGGACAAGAACAGAUCACUAGUGGGAGCUAUCUUGUCAAAAGUUGUUCCUGCAACAUUUUCAACAAUUGCUUCAUUUUCAAAAUUGAUUUGGCGGAGUGAAGAAAAGCCCACGAAGAAGCCAGAAGCUAAAUCUCAACCAUUUGCUCGAGCCUCUGCUCUAACUUGUUUGAAGGAUCAUCCACGGAAGGGUGAGAAGCUUACAUUGUCGCCUAGUGGUACUUUGGCCGCAAUAACCGAUUCACUUGGCCGUAUUUUGCUCUUAGACACUCAGGCACUUGUUGUCGUGCGUUUAUGGAAGGGAUAUCGUGAAGCAAGCUGCUUGUUCGUGGAGAUGCUUGCCCGUAAAGAUAAAGCAGCAGCCUCGCGUUGGGCUUAUGACGAGCACUCAAAAAGUGAUUACUGUCUCUGUCUAGCUAUACAUGCACCUCGAAAAGGAAUAGUGGAGGUCUGGCAGAUGAGAACCGGACCACGACUUCUGACCAUUCCAUGUCCAAAAGGCAGUAAAAUACUACAACCAACAUACAGAUUUAGUUCAGCAACAGCAUCUUCAUCAUCUUAUGUACCUCUGCAAGUGUUCUUUCUGAAUGGAGACUCUGGUCAGAUUUCACUUCUCAAUCCAUUCCUUCAUUGAGCUUUACUUCUGUAUCUAUCCAUUUGUAUAGGACAUUAAACUUGAAUCUUUGAGUCCAACAUCCAUUUUUACCUGUUUAACAUAUACU